AGAACCCCGUGGCCCUAAUUAGAAAAAGUAUACGACGUUGAACGCAACUUGUUGCACCUGCGCAGAAAACCGCAGAUCUCCAAGUCAUAUGAUGAGAGACAGUACAGGUGAUCAGUGUCAGAUUAAAAGUAAACACAGAAAUCUCCUCUCUUAACUUCCUGCUGCGGUGCGGAAAUCUGUCUGUCUCUUGUGGGCCUGUCUCUCCGUCUUGGGGGCCGGGUCAUGAGGCUCCAGGGGUGGGUCUCCUUCAGCAGACUCGCAGCUGGAUUUCUCUCUUCAGCAGCAUCCUGGAGGACUCAGAAACACGUGUGUCUGCUCACUGUGUCCGCCGCUAACAUGGCAGAGGAGGCGAAGAAACUGGCCGCUUACGCCGCCGUGGACAACCACGUCCAGAACAACCAGGUGGUUGGAGUGGGCAGCGGAUCAACUAUUGUCUACGCUGUGGACAGAUUAGCUGAGAGAGUCCGUCAGGAGAAACUCAACAUCGUGUGUGUGCCCACCUCCUUCCAGGCUCGCCAGCUGAUCCUGCAGCACGGCCUCACGCUGUCGGAUCUGGACAGGCACCCAGAGCUGGAUGUGGCUAUUGACGGAGCAGACGAAGUGGACGCAGAUCUGACGCUGAUAAAAGGUGGAGGUGGCUGCUUGGCUCAGGAGAAGAUCGUAGCUGGCUGUGCUAAACAUUUUGUUGUCAUUGCCGACUACAGGAAGGACUCCAAGGCUCUGGGCCAGCAGUGGAAGAAGGGAGUUCCCAUUGAGGUGAUCCCCAUGGCAUACAUCCCUGUCUCAAGGACGAUAGCCAAACGAUUCGGAGGGGAGGCCAGCUUACGGAUGGCUGUCAGUAAAGCGGGCCCUGUAGUCACUGACAACAGCAACUUUAUUCUGGACUGGAAGUUCGAGCUGGCUCAGAACUGGAAGGAAGUCAACACCGCAAUCAAGAUGAUUCCAGGUGUGGUGGAGACGGGGCUCUUCGUCGGCAUGGCUGAGAGAGCCUACUUCGGGAUGGAGGAUGGAAGCGUGCAGGUUCGAGAUCCUCCAGUCAACUGAGGAGGUUGCCUUGUUCACUGGCGUCCCUGCUCUUGAAUGACGUCACUUUUCCCGCAAGUGCCCACGACUUCCAGCCGGUCUCAGACUGUGUUUUUGGACAGAGCUGCUUCUCCUGCAGAGCUGGACCAAACUGUAGCAAGAAUGUUUUCACUCAUCUCAAAACCAGAAACAAUUGAGGGUCACUUGGUUUUUCUCAUCCUGCAGGUGGUGCUUCUGACACUGUGAGCUUUAAAGUGCCUGAUGGGCAAAAUCAAGUGAUUUUCUCUGUUUUCUCUGUCUGUGUUGUUGCUCAAUUUAGCUGCCUUGUCUCACUCGGGAUGUUGGCUCUUCCUGUAAUUAGCAAGUUUGACUGAAUGUCUGCAGAGCUGCGGUUCUCAACCAGUGUGCUGAAUCACUGCAGUGCUGCAGAAUGAAGCUACGGCGUGCCUUGAGAUUAUAUUUGAACUCCUAUUAAAAUGAUAAAUAAUGCUAUUAAAGUUGCAUUUAAAAGCUUCUAAUCAUACGUCAAACUAUUCUGCUACUGUAGGCUGUGAACUGGCUUUAAAAUCUGAUAAGCCUUUAAGUCUUUUUGUUUAAUUAGAUCACAGAAAGAGGAGUAAUAUUAACUCUACUACAACAUCAAGAAAUACUGCAUUUCAGGAAAUUAAUUUCUGUAAUUAAUAUGCUAAUUUCAACUGAAAAAGGCUGCAGAAAUUAAUGAAAUCUUUGACAAUUUAGGGACCCCCUGUGGGGCAGGGAUGAAGCUUUUAUGUGGUUAUUGUGUUAGUGACAAUUAUACAACGUCGCCCACACACCGUGUAGCACAGAGGUGGGCUGCCUGUAAUAAAUAUCAUGUGGACAUUUCACAGGAUUUGGAAAAUACAACAUAGAACAAAAACUGGUCUGCACAUAGUAGAAAAGAACCAUGUAGGAGGUACGAAUGGGUUUCUGCACCAAAAAGGUUAAGAACCAACAAACCAAAGGACAAGGUGAAAUCAUCCUGUCGUUGUACAAGCAUGCACUUCCUGUUUUAUCUUUAAAAAGUGUUUUUCUGUGUGGCAGCAGCAGCAGCUUCAUCGUUCCUCCUGUGCCUCAGUAUAACCUUUCUGCUCUGUGUUACCUUGUGCGUCCUCCAGCAACAUGUGGCUCAUUUAUCACAUAGUGAUGUAUUUAUUUUCAUCUCAACCAUUCAGCUGCACUUGCCAACAAAUUUACAUCCUCUUUACAAGGAAUUGUACUUGUUGAAGUGUUCUGGAAAACUUUGCAGGUUAGACGGAUAUAAAUUACUGGAUUUUUAUGUGGACAGGAAUCAUUUCUGUCACCAGGAGAUCCCUUAAAGGUACGGCUCAAAAUUUUGGCAAUAGGUUUAUGUAUUUUGGGUGAUUUUUUUUUUUCACUGGCCAUUUGGGUAUGUAGAAAUUAUAUGCAUUUGAUUUCAUUUGGUUGUUGAAUUUAAGCAUAUGAUAGCCACAGUAACCAUGGACCCUAUGAUCUUCCUAAGGGAAAUAUUCGUGGUUUUGUCUGAGUUUGAACAGCUGUUCCUGUACAGUUACACUCGUAUGUCAGCAGAGUUAAAGUCCACAGACUCACUGUUUUACAAAAAAACAACUACAGACUGUAUGUACUUUCAUGCAUGUACCUCCACUGUGUUUGCUCUUUCGUUGUGCCUGUAAUGUUCUUGCAACGAGCCAAGUCUUGUGCCAUCACCAUCAUUUUUAAAAUAGCUAUGGAGGCAUGUAGAACAUUUUGAGGUAAUUAUGAUUGGCAGUUAUGCUGUAAAAUGGUCAGGUAAUGGUGAUCUGAUGUAGCUCAAAUCUGCACACAAAUGGCAACACAAGUGCAUUUUAUGUGCCUUGGCACGCCAAAGCAACCCUGUGUUACUCAGAUGUAGCAACAAUUAUUGAUUAUGAAGCGGAUCAUAUUUCUGGAACAAUGCUACAUUUCAAUAUGUAAAUGUGUAAACAAUCUAGCAGUAAGAGACAAAAGAUGAAUCCUUAAAGUUUGGUUUAAUUUGUGUGCAGCUCCUAAAAAAACAUCCAAGACAUGUCAUGCUUCACAAGUUACGGUCUUUAUUGAAUAUUAUUUCUAAUCAUUUCAAGGUUUUGAAGUCUUAAAAAAACAUUAUAGUGCAGUUUUGAACGUGUUGUCGAAGAUCUAAUGCUGUUGAAUUGUCUGAAAAUACUUUAUGUUUCAAAACAAUAUUACCUCUCCCUCCCCUCAAAAGUAAUCACAUCAAGUUGUCUUUCUUUACACCAUGGUCAACUUACUCCACUUUUCAGAACAACACCCAUAGUUUGAUAGUUGUGAUAGUUUUGUCAUUUUUCUCUGAUAUCUUCUGGAAUGCAGCUAUUCACUCUGCUUUUGGCUCACAAUGCCUUACACUUUAUGGUUUGUAUGUACAACUCUGAGAGACUCGGAACACCAAGGCUAGAAAAUGAAAUAUAAGCAAGCUAAUAAGUAGCUGACUUUGGGUCAAGUUGUACAUCACGUUGGAUAUUUUUGCACCAGCAUUUCUCUUGUUUCUCUCUUUACCAAUUGACUGUGAUAAUAAUUUUGCUGUGAAGGUACUACUUCCUUUGUCAACCAAUACAGAACCAUAACAAUAA
Messenger RNA from Centropristis striata (black sea bass), 3629 nucleotides. RefSeq names its product ribose 5-phosphate isomerase A (ribose 5-phosphate epimerase) (gene rpia). The coding region runs from base 223 to 1044 and encodes 273 amino acids. Gene Ontology annotation, molecular function: ribose-5-phosphate isomerase activity. The transcript is spliced from 9 exons. Gene Ontology annotation, cellular component: intracellular membrane-bounded organelle. Lineage: Eukaryota; Metazoa; Chordata; Actinopteri; Perciformes; Serranidae. The record is from RefSeq and is a predicted model, not a curated record. Gene Ontology annotation, biological process: pentose-phosphate shunt, non-oxidative branch; D-ribose metabolic process.